This is a messenger RNA of Sinocyclocheilus rhinocerous, 1776 nucleotides long. Its product is annotated as phosphatidylinositide phosphatase SAC1-A. Lineage: Eukaryota; Metazoa; Chordata; Actinopteri; Cypriniformes; Cyprinidae. The transcript is spliced from 20 exons. Bases 1 to 1755 code for a protein of 584 amino acids. Gene Ontology annotation, biological process: phosphatidylinositol dephosphorylation. The record is from RefSeq and is a predicted model, not a curated record. Gene Ontology annotation, molecular function: phosphatidylinositol-4-phosphate phosphatase activity. Gene Ontology annotation, cellular component: endoplasmic reticulum.
AUGGCGGCCACCUACAACACCUUCAACCUACACACGACUCCUGAGAAGUUCUUCAUCGAGGCCUGUGACGACAGAGACGUGCUCACCAUCGACCGUGUGUCCACAGAAAUGAGCCUCGCAGUGAGGAAGGAUGUGUCUCCGUCAGCAGUGACGCGACCGAUCUGUGGCAUCAUGGGAACUAUUCGGCUGGUGGCAGGCACGUAUCUCGUCGUCAUUACAAGGAAGAAGAAGGUGGGCGAUCUGCUCGGUCACGCCGUCUGGAAAGCCACUGACUUUGACAUAAUUUCCUACAAGAAGACGGUUCUUCAUCUGACUGAUACUCAGAUGCAAGACAACAAGGCCUUCCUGUCGAUGAUCAACAGCGUCCUGAACGCAGACGGUUUCUACUUCUCCACAGACUACGAUCUGACGCACACUUUACAGCGGCUGGCUAACACCAGCCCCGACUUCCAGGAGAUGACUCUGCUGGAGCGCGCGGAUCAGAGAUUUGUGUGGAACGGUCACCUGCUCAGAGAAUUCAUCGCACAGCCGGAGCUGCACAAAUUUGUCUACCCUGUUGUUCACGGCUUCAUCGCCAUGAAGUCGUGCUGCAUCAACGGCAAAAUCUUCGACUGGAACAUCAUUUCCAGGAGGAGCUGUUUCCGCGCUGGCGUCCGCUACUACGUCAGAGGCAUCGACUCUGAAGGUCAUGCGGCCAACUUUGUUGAGACGGAGCAGAUUGUUCAGUAUAAUGGAGCAAAAGCCUCAUUUGUUCAGACUCGAGGCUCCAUCCCGUUCUACUGGUCUCAGAGACCAAACCUCAAGUACAAACCAAAACCACAGAUCAGCAAAAGCAUCAAUCAUCUGGAUGGUUUCCAGAGGCAUUUCGACUCUCAGAUCAUCACGUACGGCAAACAAGUUAUUCUGAACCUGGUGAAUCAGAAAGGCUCAGAGAAGCCGCUGGAACAGGCCUUUGCAAAGAUGGUGAACAGUCUGGGCAACGGCAUGAUCAAGUACGUGGCGUUUGACUUCCACAAGGAGUGCAGCCGUAUGAGGUGGCAUCGCCUGCAGAUCCUGGUGGACAUGGUGGCGGAAAUGCAGAACGAGUUCGGCUACUUCCUGGUGGAUUCGGACGGGACGGUCCAGUUACAGCAGGACGGGACGUUCAGAAGCAACUGCAUGGACUGUCUGGACCGAACCAACGUCAUCCAGAGUCUGCUGGCGCGCCGCUCGCUGCGGUCGCAGUUAGAGAGGAUGGGAGUUUUACAUGUGGGGCAGCGGAUUGAAGAACAGGCAGAUUUUGAAAAAAUAUACAAGAAUGCAUGGGCGGAUAACGCCAACGCUUGUGCCAAACAGUACGCCGGGACCGGAGCCCUGAAGACCGACUUCACACGGACAGGAAGGAGAACGCAGUGGGGUUUGCUGAUGGACGGAUGGAACUCUAUGAUCAGAUACUACAAGAACAACUUCUCAGAUGGCUUCAGACAGGACUCCAUUGAUCUGUUUCUGGGUAAUUAUGCUGUGGAAGAGGCAGAUAUGAACACUCCUUUACAUGAGCUCAAAGACUGGAAGUUCCUCACGCUGCCGAUCAUCAUGGUAGUUGCUUUCUCAAUGUGCAUCAUAUGUCUCCUGAUGGCUGGUGACACCUGGACGGAGACGCUGGCAUAUGUGUUGUUCUGGGGCUCGGCGAGCGUCGUGACGGCCGGCGUGAUCCUCUUCAACGGCCGGGACUUCGUCGACGCGCCCAAACUGGUGCAGAAGGAGAAGAUGGACUGAACCUGCGCGUGUGGGAAGCAG